CAUUGUCCCAUUAUUACCCCUCCACCACAGAAGAAGUAGCCCAGUUGCUUCGUGCCUGUGACGAUGGCGGUCGUCUUGAGGGGAAGUUUAGUAACGUUGUUCAAGGGCCUGGUCGGUUCCAGGUGUCCACAGUUGGCCUCUCGUCCACUGAGUGUAUCUGCUGGUCUCUGUAGUCCAGAAACACCACCGGCCCGUGCUGAUGCUACCUUUAAAGUCACAAUGGUGCCAGGGGAUGGAGUAGGACCUGAACUAAUGACUGCUGUAAAGGAAGUUUUUAAGGCAGGUGAUGUCCCAGUAGAAUUUGAGGAAUUCCACAUGAGUGAAGUGCAGAACAUGGCCAGCGAGGAAAAACUGGAACAAGUGUUGACCUCUAUGAAGAGCAACAGAGUUGCCAUUAAAGGAAAGAUUCACACACCCAUGGAAUUCAAAGGCGAGCUGGCUUCAUAUGAGAUGAGAUUAAGGCGCAAGCUGGACCUGUUUGCUAAUGUAGUUCAUGUAAACAGCCUGCCAGGCUACAGCACUCGUCACAACAACCUGGACCUAGUCAUCAUCCGUGAGCAGACUGAGGGGGAGUACAGCUCCCUAGAGCAUGAGAGUGUAACAGGUGUGAUUGAAUGUCUGAAGAUCAUCACCAGAAAGAAGUCACGCCGCAUCGCCAAGUUUGCCUUUGACUAUGCUACCAAGAAAGGGCGAAACAAGGUCACUGCUGUUCACAAAGCUAACAUCAUGAAACUCGGUGAUGGCCUGUUUCUGCAGAGCUGUGCAGAGGUGGCACAGCUGUACCCCAAAAUCAAAUAUGAGAACAUCAUCAUUGAUAACUGUUGUAUGCAGCUGGUGCAAAACCCUUACCAGUUUGACGUGCUGGUGAUGCCUAACCUGUACGGUAACAUUAUUGACAAUCUAGCAGCAGGGUUGGUUGGAGGAGCAGGAGUUGUUCCUGGGGAAAGCUACAGUGCAGAAUAUGCUGUUUUUGAGACUGGUGCACGCCACCCAUUUGCACAAGCUGUUGGAAGGAACAUUGCAAACCCCACAGCCAUGCUGCUCAGUGCUGCUAACAUGCUCAGGCACCUCAAUCUGGAAUACCAUUCUCAAAUGGUGUCAGAUGCUGUCAAGAGGGUCAUAAAACAGGGCAAGGUACGGACACGAGACCUUGGCGGAUACUGUACCACUACCGAUUUUGUGCAUGCUGUUGUGGAAAACCUGCGUCACCGACCCAUUUACUAAGAUAUUUCAUCAUAGACCUCGCUGACUGACUCCUUUUUCCCUAAAUCUGGACGUUGUUCUUAACAUGGUCUGGAUGCAUGUUAAGACACCCUCCCCACCCACCCACCCCAAAUGCCAGCUCACUGAGAGCUGUACUAUACAUUUCUGACAUAAGUUGCAUCAUAAUGACAUUAGUUCUGCUGGCUUGCUUGUAGAUCCUCUUCCGUUAAGCUUUGACAUCUGUUGAUUUGGGAUUAAAAAGUAUACCUCAUGAUGUUUUGCAUCACACAGCUAGACCUCCUGUUUCCUGUAUUCAUGCAGUCUCCUCUGCCCUCACAAUCUUUUGUCCAUUUGCAUCUUUUUGUUUUUGGAGUUUUGAACUGAUGAGUUCAUAAAGACGAUUUCUUCGCACAUUGUGGGAAACGCAUCUUUUUUUUUUUUUUCUUUUCACUUUUAUUAUCUAAAUGUUUCUUCCUGUCCCAUCGGUCUCGCAUUUCAUUGAAAACUUGCUGUAAAGCCACCAGUCUUUUAAAAAGUUUGUAUCGCCUUUUUUCAGAAUUGGUCUAAAAACUAACUGUAACUCAGUAACAGUACAACGCUGCUACAAAUUACUGCACAUUUAAAUAAAACUGUAAUUUCAUUAUUGCAGCACUAUAAAUUCAACUAUUGGUGCUGGGAUUUCCUGUUCACUGUAACCUGGCGUAAUUAAAAACAUAAUUGGCAGCUGUUGGGGAAACUGAUAUGAAAGAUCAGUAUCUUUGUGCAUCAAAAAAAAUUAAAUGGCAGCAUUAGCUUGCAUUAGCCAUUCACAAUCAAAGUCACCAUUGUUGUAGCAUGUAGUUUAUUAAAAAGAGUUAUUUAAGCACAUAGCAGAAGAAUUUGUUACAUGAUUAUACAGAAAUCAGCCAUAACAUUAAAAACAUUAAUAUUAUUUGGAUCCUUACUGUGGUGCUGCUCCAAGCGCUGACCAUCAGGCUGUGGACAUGGGACUUGUCCUGUGGUGUCUGACUUGGAUGCUCACAAAGGUUCCUUUGAUUUGUUUUGGUGUGAUGCAGUGUAGUCAGGGAGAGGCUGCUGCUGUCAGGGAGUGUUGUCACCUUGGAAGGGUGUGCCUCUUCUGUAAAAAUGUUGGUGGGAAGCAACAAAUAAAACCUCCCAACAAAUGCUCUCACAGCACAUUGAUCAAUGUAAUUUACAUUUUAAUUGGUUUUGAUGUUUUUGCUGAUUGCUGUAUGGCAUUUCCUGGUUUAGUCUUCUUUUUUUUCCCCACCAUAAAGUCAGCACAGUUAUAACUGCUACACUAAGGUUCAAUCAUCCUGUCCAUCUCGCUUUUGGUACCAUUUUGCAUCAAUUUGAAAUGGAAGCUUGCUCACCAAAAAUAAAAAAAAUACUUUUUCAGUA
Molecule: messenger RNA, 2604 nt
Organism: Maylandia zebra (zebra mbuna)
Lineage: Eukaryota; Metazoa; Chordata; Actinopteri; Cichliformes; Cichlidae
Gene: idh3b
Product: isocitrate dehydrogenase (NAD(+)) 3 non-catalytic subunit beta
Biological process (GO): tricarboxylic acid cycle; isocitrate metabolic process
Cellular component (GO): mitochondrion
Molecular function (GO): NAD binding; oxidoreductase activity, acting on the CH-OH group of donors, NAD or NADP as acceptor; magnesium ion binding
Source: RefSeq, a predicted model, not a curated record